Tupaia belangeri chinensis (Chinese tree shrew) is the source of this 4877-nucleotide messenger RNA. RefSeq names its product PR/SET domain 1 (gene PRDM1). Bases 958 to 3072 code for a protein of 704 amino acids. The transcript is spliced from 5 exons. Gene Ontology annotation, molecular function: RNA polymerase II cis-regulatory region sequence-specific DNA binding; protein binding; DNA-binding transcription repressor activity, RNA polymerase II-specific. Gene Ontology annotation, cellular component: nucleus; cytoplasm. NCBI's taxonomy places the organism in Eukaryota, Metazoa, Chordata, Mammalia, Scandentia, Tupaiidae. The record is from RefSeq and is a predicted model, not a curated record. Gene Ontology annotation, biological process: regulation of transcription by RNA polymerase II; cell fate commitment.
AAACCUCUCUCUCGAAAAAAAAGACAGUCCAGCUUGUCUCAUUGAUGUGUGGUCAUUUUAUAAAAAGUCAGGAAACACCUAAGAAUCUCCCAUCACUGUCCCAGUUCCCUGUUUCAUUUACAGAUUUGCUAUAAAUAACUGGAAGAUUGUUCCUUGGGAGGAUUUAUUUGAAUCAGUCUUUCACAUGCAAAGGAUAUUGUAGGAGAUAACUUACCACAUGUUGUUAAAAGCAUCCUGAUUUUGCUGGCAGGAAUAUGAACAUCUGUUGCGAGGAAAGAAAAAGUUUCAUGCAAAUUACACCAGGAAGAGAAGGGAUGUUCAAGUUGAGAAACCAGUGACAUUUCUUGUAACUGUACUAUGAGUCAGCACGUUUUCAAUCUUCUUGAUACUGUAUGGAAAUGCAGUGAGGGUGAUAGGGAGCAGUGUUCAUUCUACAUCUGCGCUAUUCUGUUUUCUUGUGGGAGUGUGUGUGUGACUUCAUGGCACCGACAUUUCUGUUUUUCAAUGAGGAUACAGUAAACUGUAGUCUGUGGAGGGCUGACUGGAAUCAGCAUACCCGUAGCUUUAGAAAGCAGUUUCCGCCCCAGCAAAGAGUGCAAGAGCGAUGGAACCCCAUGUUCCUGGAAGUUUGCACAUCAGAGUAAACAAACUUGAAAACCCCUCUUGAUAGCAGAAUUCACCCAGCCUUGUUCCAUUUUCUCUUAACAAAACACACCGCAAAAGCUCUCACAAGCUGCUUUGAUGAAGCCACAUGUAUUUCCCCCUUCACAAUUUACAGGAAGUUACUCUUAAAAGAAAGUGAUUCUGGUGUUUACUGCCUGUGUUAAAGGGACAGAGUUCCUUUUUAUUUCUGAUAACGUUUGAGCGAAAUACAGAAACAGCGUGUAGACUAACAUAGUCAGUAGGUGACUGACAAUAAAGCAACCACCUGUGUCCUGUUAGAGCAAAGGUUUUGCUAUGAACAGCCCUACUGCUUGGAGACUACAAGUUGCGGAUAACCAGAUUUAUUCCAGAGGGGAGCUUCACCACUUCAUUGAUGGCUUUAAUGAGGAGAAAAGCAACUGGAUGCGCUAUGUGAAUCCAGCGCACUCUGCCCGGGAGCAAAACCUGGCUGCGUGUCAGAACGGGAUGAACAUCUACUUCUACACCAUUAAGCCCAUCCCUGCCAACCAGGAACUUCUUGUGUGGUAUUGUCGGGACUUUGCAGAAAGGCUUCACUACCCUUAUCCCGGAGAGCUGACAAUGAUGAAUCUCACUCAAGCACAGAGCAAUCCCAAGCAGCCCAGCACUGAGAAAAACGAACUUUGUCCAAAGAAUGCCCCGAAGAGAGAGUACAGCGUGAAAGAAAUCCUGAAGUUGGACUCCAACGCCUCCAGAGGAAAGGACUUGUACCGCGCCAACAUUUCCCCGCUCACUGCAGGAAAGGACGCCGACGACUUUAGGAAAAACGGGAGCCCUGAAAGGCCAUUCUACCCUCGGGUGGUUUACCCCAUCCGGGCCCCUCUCCCGGAAGACUUUCUGAAAGCUUCCCUGGCCUAUGGGAUGGAGAGGCCGACUUACGUGACUCACUCUCCCGUGCCGUCCUCCACCACUCCCAGUCCCUCGGCCAGGAGCAGCCCCGACCGCAGCCUCCGGAGCUCCAGCCCCCACAGCAGCCCCGGGAACACGGUGUCCCCUCUGGCGCCUGGCUCGCAGGACCCCCGGGACUCCUACUCGUACUUGAAUGGGCCCUACGGCUCCGAAGGUCUGGGCUCAUACCCUGGCUAUGCCCCUGUGCCCCACCUGCCCCCCGCUUUCAUCCCCUCUUACAACGCCCACUACCCCAAGUUCCUCCUUCCGCCCUAUGGCAUGAAUUGCAACGGCCUGAGCGCGGUGAGCGCCAUCAACGGCAUCAACAACUUCGGCCUCUUCCCGAGGCUGUGCCCAGUCUACAGUAACCUCCUGGCGGGGGGCAGCCUGCCGCACCCCAUGCUCACCCCGGCCUCUCUGCCGAGCUCGCUGCCCACGGAUGGAGCCCGCAGGUUGCUUCAGCCGGAACACCCCCGCGAGGUGCUAGUCCCGGCGCCCCACAGUGCCUUUUCCCUCACCGGGGCCGCCGCCAGCAUGAAGGACAAGACUUGCAGCCCCACCAGUGGGUCUCCGGCCGCGGGAACAGCCGCCACGUCCGAGCACGUGGUGCAACCCAAAGCUACCUCAGCAGCAGCGAUGGCAGCCCCCAGCAGUGAUGAAGCCAUGAAUCUCAUCAAAACCAAAAGGAACAUGACGGGCUACAAGACGCUUCCCUACCCGCUGAAGAAGCAGAACGGCAAGAUUAAGUAUGAAUGCAACGUUUGCGCCAAGACUUUUGGCCAGCUCUCCAACCUGAAGGUCCACCUGAGAGUCCACAGUGGAGAACGGCCUUUCAAAUGUCAGACUUGCAACAAGGGCUUCACCCAGCUCGCCCACCUGCAGAAACACUACCUGGUACACACGGGAGAAAAGCCACACGAAUGCCAGGUCUGCCACAAGCGAUUCAGCAGCACCAGCAAUCUCAAGACCCACCUGCGACUCCACUCUGGAGAGAAACCUUACCAGUGCAAGGUGUGCCCUGCCAAGUUCACCCAGUUCGUGCACCUGAAACUGCACAAGCGUCUGCACACCCGGGAGCGGCCCCACAAGUGUGCCCAGUGCCACAAGAGCUAUAUCCAUCUCUGCAGCCUCAAGGUCCACCUGAAGGGAAAUUGCCCUGUGGCUCCAGCCACUGGGCUGUCCUUGGAGGACCUGACCCGAAUCAACGAGGAAAUCGAGAAGUUUGACAUCAGCGACAAUGCCGACCGCCUCGAGGACAUGGAGGAUAACAUCGAUGUGACUUCUAUGGUGGAGAAGGAAAUAAUGGCUGUGGUUAGAAAAGAGAAAGAAGAAACUGGCCUGAAAGCGUCUUUGCAAAGAAACAUGGGGAAUGGACUCCUGUCCUCCGGGUGUAGCCUUUAUGAGUCAUCAGACCUGUCCCUCAUCAAGUUGCCUCACAGCAACCCUCUACCUCUGGUACCUGUAAAGGUCAAACAAGAAACAGUCGAACCGAUGGAUCCUUAAGAUUUUCAGAAAACAAGUGUUUUAAGUUCUGACUUCAAGUCAGGGUGCCUGCGGCAAGUUGCUUGUAUGUAAUUCCAGUUCUGCAAAGCUCUUUCCUGACAGCACCUGUCUGGAAUUGAAGGUGGAACUACAAAGUUACUGAAAUCUCAGGGCAUAAAUAAGAAAAGACAAUAUAUAUAUAUAUAUAUAUAUAUACGUAUUAUAUAUACUUAUUUACACCCACGUCUAUAUAUUUGAACCUGUGUAUUUUGAAUAUUUGUGUGGAUAUGUUUGCAUAGCUUUCCCCAUUACUAAGACUAGCCAUAAUUAUUUUUUCAGUGAUAAUCCUUCAUAAUUUAUUAUACAAUUUAUCAUUCAAAAAGCAAUAAUUAAAAAAGUUUACAAUGACUGGAAAGAUUCCUUGUCAUUUUAGCAUAAAUGUUGUAUUUUGUUUUGUGGCCAUUCUUUGUAGAUAAUUUCUGCACAUCUGUGUAAGUCUCUAAGAUUCAGUAAACAAAUACAUGACUUCAGUCAACCUCUCUGUAUUAUGGUUUGAAAAUGAGGUUUUGGUAUUGCCAAAGUUAGACAAUUGAUGUGUUUGAUCCAUAGGAUUGUAUCAUUUGAAUAGCAUUGUAUUACUCGGGGGUAUGUGUGCAGAAUUACCCACUGAUAAAUGAGAAGAAAUAAGAAAGGGAAUUUUAUGUUUUUAUUGAUAGUACAUAUUUUUUCCGAAGCCACAGUUUUACCAGAAAGGUGACACGAAGGCUUUGCCAACCUUUUUCUCCAAAAAAAAGCAGUCUUUCCACCCCCUCCCAGAAUCAUGUGACCAGAGCGGCCACGUGACUUUUGCAUCCCAACGUAUUAUCUGAAAAUGUGAAGAAGACAAAAAUGCCAUGUUUCAAGCCACUGUGAAAUUUUCCCAAAGCACAGGUGGUUUUGUAUGUGUGAGGUUUGGGGGCUUAAGUCUAGGUGUUGUUUUGUUGUUGGUUUCUUUUGUGUUGUUUUUUAUAAAUGUCAAAAUUGCACAAACAUGGUGCUUUCUACCAGGAAGGAGUUGAGGUAGACAGGCUCAGGCCACGCUUCAAAAUCAAACUAAAAGCAAAUAGAUAAACGGGUAUUCUGGUCAUCUAAGGGUAAAAGCGGGUCAUGAACAUUCUUAUCCCCAACACAUCAAUUGUAUUUGUUCUGUUAAAGUCAGAUUUUCCUCAGUAUUUGUGUUUUUACAUUUUACAGUUAAUUUAAUUGAAGAUGAAAGGGCAUUGCAAAGUUGUUCAACAACAAUUACCUCAUCGAAGUGUGUCCAGAAGUGGUGCAGGAAGUGAUAUCUUAUCUAAUGCUUUUGCUACUCUGCCGGAGAAACCAAGUGUGGUCCCGAAGGACACACUGCAUGUCCUUCUGUCUUUUACUCUGCUAAACCCAAAGAUUACAUGUUGGCGUUCUAAGUGUAGCAAAGAAUGAUGUAUAUUUAUAAAUCUAUUUAUACCACGAUACCAUGUAUAUAUUAUAAUAUAUUUAUAACCACUUAAAUUGUGAGCCAAGCCAUGUAAAAGAAAUUACUUUUCCUAAUGGCAAAAAAAAAAAAAAAAAAAAAAAGCCAAAAAAAUCUUUUCUGAGACUUUAUUAAUCCUUGACCCUGCCGUCACAUUGGGAUGCUUGAGCAUCCCCUUGCCUAUUUUAAGAGCUCUAAAAUCUUGAUGCAGAGGUGGGGACCACAGAACAGCCAGGAAGAAGGAGAUACAAUGUUUUUCUUGUAAAGGACCAUCGAAGACGUCUUUAUUUUUGUAUUGCCACAUUUUGAUGAUAUGGUCAUACCUAGAUCACAGAAA